Molecule: messenger RNA, 1164 nt
Organism: Cyphomyrmex costatus
Lineage: Eukaryota; Metazoa; Arthropoda; Insecta; Hymenoptera; Formicidae
Exons: 1
Coding region: 1-1164 (387 amino acids)
Biological process (GO): DNA integration
Molecular function (GO): nucleic acid binding
Source: RefSeq, a predicted model, not a curated record
AUGAAUAAUCUGCGUGAAAAGUUCUGGAUUAUUCAAACUCGCAAAGCGGUACGUUCCGUUAUCCACAAAUGUAAGAUAUGCCGCAGACACUCUGCAAAAACAAUGGAAGCCCCUCCUGCAGUUUUACCAGAAGAUAGAGUAAGAGAUGCCAAUACAUUUGAAAAAACAGGCAUCGAUUUUGCAGGGCCGCUUUUCUUAUCUGACGGACAUAAGGCAUACAUUUGUCUUUUCACAUGUGCUGUUUAUCGAGCAAUACAUAUAGAGCUCGUUACCACAUUAUCAAUGGAAGGUUUUUUCGAAGCCCUCAGGCGAUUUAUAGCACGCAGAGGAAGACCAUCUAUUAUCUAUAGUGAUAAUGGAAGAAACUUCGUGGGAGCAUCGAAUCUCUUAAAAAGAAUUAACUGGAAGAAGAUAGCUAGGCACGGAGCUAUUAACGAAAUAGAAUGGUAUUUUAACCCACCUUCAGCUGCUUGGUGGGGAGGAUGGUGGGAGCGCUUAAUACGCAUUUUAAAGGACCUAUUGAAAAGGACAUUGGGAAGAACCUCACUCAAUUAUGAGGAGAUGUUCACAGUUUUAUGUGAUUGUGAGGCAGUGAUAAAUUCGAGGUCACUCACGUAUAUGACAGAAGAAGCUGCGGAAGCAGUUGCAAUCACACCUGCAAUGUUUCUUCAAGAUAUUCAAGAAGAGGGAAUACCAGACUUAGAUCAAAUUGGUAGAACCCAGUUGGCGAAAAAUUUACGUUAUCGUCAGAGAUUAAAAGAAGAGUUAAGGAAACGAUUUCGCAUCCAGUACCUGGGACAAUUGUCUCGAUGGAGCAAACGCAAAUAUAAUACAAUCUCGGUCUUAGUAGGCGAUAUCAUACUUGUGGUCAAUGAUUUGCAAAAACGUAUUAAUUGGCCUAUGGCAAGAAUUAAAGAACUUUUCCCAGGAAAAGAUGGCAUAGUACGUGUUGUGAAGCUACAGACAUCCGAUGGAGAAUUGAUUCGUCCGAUACAAAAAUUAAUUCCCUUAGAAAUGAAGCUCUGUGACGAGAACUUUAAACGAUACGCAGAUUUGGUCACGCCGGCCAUUGAGGUUCAAGACUAUCCUGAAUCUACUCCUGAACUAACAACAAGGACAAGAAGCGGACGAAUCAUAAAGAAGCCAGAGCGACUGGAAUUUUAA